Molecule: messenger RNA, 2773 nt
Organism: Peromyscus maniculatus bairdii (prairie deer mouse)
Lineage: Eukaryota; Metazoa; Chordata; Mammalia; Rodentia; Cricetidae
Gene: Hvcn1
Product: hydrogen voltage gated channel 1
Biological process (GO): proton transmembrane transport
Cellular component (GO): plasma membrane
Molecular function (GO): voltage-gated proton channel activity
Source: RefSeq, a predicted model, not a curated record
UCCCGCCACACCACACCCCCGAGGACAUGGGACCGCCCCCUGGGCUCCGCGGAGCAAGGGGUGUGCGUGAGUCUCUGCCCUAGAAGGAGAAGAGAGUUGAGCAGUGGGUGUUACCAGGGUCCACCGCCCUACCUCGGACACGCACCCACACACACCGGUGGAGGAGAUAGCAGUGUUCCCGCUCCGGCAGGUGGACAGAGCCAGCCAAGGAGGCGCCCCCAACUCAGCAAGCCCUGCCAGCAGACGCUGUUCACACUGACCUGUGAGGACAGAUUGCGAACGAAGCCACGCUUGGUGACAGCCGGGUGACACGUCAGCCUCCAGUUCUCUCAUUGUUGGGUCCGGAGACGACAGGAAAAUGACGUCCAAUGACCAAAAGGUCACUCGCAGAGCCAAGGUGGCUCCUGCCAAGAGGAUGAGCAGGUUCCUGAAGCACUUCACCGUGGUCGGGGACGACUACCACACGUGGAACAUCAACUACAAGAAGUGGGAGAACGAGGAGGAGGAGGAGGAGCCGGCCCCCACCCCAGCGGAGGGGGAAGGCAGUGCCGUGGGCGCUGAUGCCGAGGCUGGCCCUGUCCCCGCACCCAGGCCGACCCUGGACUUCAGGAACAGGCUGAGGAAGCUCUUCACUUCCCACAGGUUUCAGGUCAUCAUCAUCUGCCUGGUGGUCCUGGAUUCCCUCCUGGUACUUGCUGAGCUCCUCCUGGAUCUGAGGAUCAUUGAGCCAGACAAGAAAGACUAUGCCGUCAAGGCCUUCCACUACAUGAGCUUUGCCAUCCUGGUCUUCUUCAUGUUGGAGAUUUUCUUGAAGAUCUAUGUCUUCCGCCUGGAGUUCUUCCACCACAAGUUUGAGAUCCUGGACGCCAUCGUGGUGGUGGUGUCCUUCGUCCUCGACCUCAUCCUCUUCUUUAAAAAUCACCAGUUUGAAGCUCUGGGCCUGCUGAUCCUGCUGCGGCUCUGGCGGGUGGCCCGGAUCAUCAACGGCAUCAUCAUCUCGGUGAAGACACGCUCGGAACGGCAGAUCUUAAGGUUAAAGCAGAUAAACAUUCAACUGGCCACCAAGAUCCAGCACCUGGAAUUCAGCUGCUCUGAGAAGGAACAAGAAAUUGAGAGACUCAACAAGCUGUUGAGACAGAACGGACUUCUGGGGACGGGAACUAGCCUUCCAGAAGCUCUACCCUAGAGAACUGUGUGCUGCCAAGUCCGGUCCUCAUCUUUGCCUUGGCUUGCGCUCGCUGGAUGCUGGGGACACCUCUCCGUCCGCUCCGCUGCCUCUUCCGUCCGACCCGGAGCCACCCAUCCACGUCCUCCUCCCGCAGCGAAGGAAUCAUGACCACCUUUUCUCAGCUGGACUCUGCUCGAAAAUGGACAAGGAAUCGGGCUUGUAAAACUUAAUGCCACUGCUUCCCUCCGUGUGUAGGGGACCGGCCCACCCUUUCAUAAGCACAUUCUGAAAGAAGAAGCUGGCACCUCGCCCCAGCCCCUUCUAGAAAACCUUUCUUGGCCGGUCCACAGCUUCUGGCGCUGCAUCCCCUAGGGGAGGCAUCCUGGUACCCAGCCCCUCCUCGGCAGCAUCCAACUGUGUCAGCUUCCAACUGACUCUGCUCUCAUCAGCAUCGCUCCCAAUUACUGUAUAAAAUAAGCACCUUCUUUCUCCUGGGCCCGCCUACCACACUUUCUCCCGGGUGGCAGCCCACACCAGCCCACCAGUUAUAGAGCUAGCUCACUGCAGGGGGGGCCCCCAGGCGGCCCUGUAAUUAGCAUCAUCUUGGGGUACAGUGCCCUUGUGGGCACACGUUUUUACACAGCCUCUUGCAGGUUUGUACUUCUCCAACGCUGAUGGGCAUUUUGAAGACAGCUCCCGAGAGAGGAGGGGUAAUGCAUUGAGGAGGCUCUCCAUGCAUUGCUACAUUAGGCUCUGUCCCUCCCAGCUCACCAGAGGCGACGAGGCCCGUGACCACCAGACCUGACCCCCUCGCCCAGCAGGGUGAAGUUUCUGAGAGGAAAAGACAGCGGAGAUGGGCAAAGGGCUGGCUUAAGGGGACGAGGACCUGGGUCAGGGUCUGUCAGGGUGGGUACUCACUGCUGCAGGGCCCACCCGCAUCACACAAACGGGAAGAAGAAGCUGAAGGGCAGCCUGGCGUUGAUGGUGGGCGGGGCGCGGAAGCCUGCCUCCGCAGGGGCCGACACAUCCACAAACGUCACUGUGGUGGAGAUGACCACCGUCCUCUCGGGCCCUGGCGGGGGCUGUAAUGGAGAGACAGAACGGGCACGGUCAUCCUCCUCCUCCUCGCUCAGCUGGAGUCUGGCAGGCCUGUGGAGUCGCUGAGGCCCGGCGCAGCCGAGCUGCACCACGCUGCAGGCUGACCCAGCAAGAGCAACCACGGUUCGGGGUUCACAAGAACUGGGACCCCGAAUAAAACCUGUCAGUGAGUCUUCCCCUCGAAGUACAAGUUAAAGGAUGAUGAUGAAACUGUUUUAAGAUUCAAGAUGACCGUGAGGCAUGAUGGCACUUGCCCCUUAUUACUCAGGAGGCUGACGCCAGGAGUCACAAGUUUGAGACCAGCCUGGGUUACAGGAGACGAGCCUAUGUCAAAAUACCAGAUUCCGCCAGGCACAGCAGCACUAGCUUCCUGUCCCUGAACGUGGGCUGUGACAUGAGGAUUAACAGCUCAAGUCCAGCCUUGAGACCCUGUCUUAAAAAAGACUGAAAUCUAAAUAGAAAUUAUAAUCCUUCACACAAGUAAUAAACUUUUCCUGUCACACCUGC